This is a messenger RNA of Symbiodinium necroappetens, 807 nucleotides long. Lineage: Eukaryota; Dinophyceae; Suessiales; Symbiodiniaceae. The record is from the annotation of a GenBank genome assembly.
AUGUACAGAUGCUUGAGUGUGAGGCGGACGACGUCCCCCUCCACGGCUUCCACGGUCAUGAAGGUGCCCUUCUGCACUUUGCCGCCAGCCCCGAUCAAUCGCAGUCCCGGCCAGACCCUCAUGGUCUGCGGCGCGUUCGUCGGCACCGCGCCGCAUCCGCUCGUCGAAGCGCCAGCGCUCCGAGAGCUCGUGGCACCAGCCCCCCGCCAGAUCGUGCAGAUCGUGCAGCAGCUGCAGCUCUUUGCAGACCUCCGCGCGAAGCUAUCCAAGACAGACGAGGGCAACUACGUCGUUACCACGGACCUGGGGAACGAGUUGCGGGGACUCGAGGCAGCGCUGCCCGGAGGACCUGGCGGGCAAGGUGGCCCGGGAGGGCGGCGGGUGGGGCGCCAUGUGGACGAAGCGGCGGAGGCGCACAACGCCCGCCCGCAUGCGGCGGUCACGGUGGCCCCGGAGGAUGUCGAGACGAUACCGGCCGCGAGCUUCUACCAAGAUAACGCGGCCAAAUUCAAGCACAACGAUGAGCUGACGAGGAGCCGUCAGCGGCGGUUGGAGGAGGCGGGGGCGUUCCGGGCCCCCACCAAUGCGGCGAGGAGCUUCCAGCCCCAGUACGGCCACGCCAAGGACAUGGAGUCCUACGAUUCGAUGACGGCGCGGGCCACGGACGGCUCGGAGACGCUGUUGAAGCAUGCGCUCCCGGUGCCCCGCGGAUCCGCGGAGCCUACGGCGCGGCUGACUCGCCGAGCGGAACCUUUAGCGGCGCGGCAGCUGCGGGACUUCAAUCCCGGACCCACGGCGCCGCCGUGA